GGGGGCGGCGGGGUGAGGCGGCGGCGCUCGCGUCGCUCGGCCCCUUUCCGUGUCGGCCCUCGCAGAGGGAGCAUCGCGCGCUGCCGCCACCGCCCGGCCCGCCCCGCCCCGCGCCGCCGCCAUGGCCAAGGCCGAGUCCCCGAAGGAGCCGGAGCAGCUCCGCAAGCUCUUCAUCGGGGGCCUGAGCUUCGAGACCACGGACGAGAGCCUGCGCAGCCACUUCGAGCAGUGGGGCACGCUGACCGACUGCGUGGUGAUGCGGGACCCCAACACAAAGCGCUCGCGGGGCUUCGGCUUCGUCACCUACUCGUCGGUGGAGGAGGUCGAUGCUGCCAUGAACGCGCGGCCACACAAGGUGGACGGCAGGGUGGUGGAGCCCAAACGGGCCGUGUCCAGAGAGGACUCGCAGCGGCCCGGCGCGCACCUGACGGUGAAGAAGAUCUUCGUGGGCGGCAUCAAGGAGGACACGGAGGAGCAUCACCUGCGCGAGUACUUCGGGCAGUACGGCAAGAUCGAGGUCAUCGAGAUCAUGACCGACCGCGGCAGCGGCAAAAAGCGCGGCUUCGCCUUCGUCACCUUCGACGACCACGACUCCGUGGACAAAAUCGUCAUCCAGAAGUACCACACGGUGAACGGGCACAACUGCGAGGUGCGCAAGGCUCUGUCCAAGCAGGAGAUGGCCAGCGCCUCGGCCGGGCAGCGAGGCCGCAGCGGUUCCGGAAACUUCGGCGGCGGCGGCCGCGGCGGCUUCGGCGGCGGUGACAACUUCAACCGCGGCGGCAACUUCGGUGGCCGUGGUGGAUUUGGCGGCGGCCGCGGCGACGGAUUUAAUGGAUAUGGUGCUGACGGGUACGGCGGCGGCGGCGGCCCCGGGUACUCGGGCGGCAGCCGCGGUUACGGCGGCAGCGGCUCCUACGACGGCUACAACAACGGCGGCGGCGGCUUCGGCGGCGGCAGCGGCGGCAGGCGGCCGGCACGGGGCCCUGCGCUGGCCGUGCGCAACGGGCUGGGCGAGGCGGGCACAGGCAGCAAUUUCGGGGGCGGGGGCAGCUACAACGACUUCGGCAGCUACAACAACCAGGCCUCGAGCUUCGGGCCCAUGAAGGGCGGCAGCUUCGGGGGGCGCAGCUCGGGGCCCUACGGCGGCGGCGGAUACGGCAGCUCCAGCGGCGGCGGCAGCUACGGAGGAGGGAGGAGGUUUUAACGGGCAGCCCCGUCCGUGUCCGUCUGUCCCAGCCCUGCCCGUGUCCGUCUGUCCCGCAGGAGCCGGAGCUGGGCGGGAGCUGGGGCGGCCCCGGGAGCCAGCGCGGGGCCGGGCCGGGACCCCCCGGGACCCCCUGGGACCCC
This is a messenger RNA of Zonotrichia leucophrys gambelii, 1347 nucleotides long. RefSeq names its product heterogeneous nuclear ribonucleoprotein A1 (gene HNRNPA1). Gene Ontology annotation, biological process: mRNA splicing, via spliceosome. Gene Ontology annotation, molecular function: mRNA 3'-UTR binding. Bases 122 to 1204 code for a protein of 360 amino acids. The transcript has 11 exons. Lineage: Eukaryota; Metazoa; Chordata; Aves; Passeriformes; Passerellidae. Gene Ontology annotation, cellular component: catalytic step 2 spliceosome. The record is from RefSeq and is a predicted model, not a curated record.